Molecule: messenger RNA, 936 nt
Organism: Suncus etruscus (white-toothed pygmy shrew)
Lineage: Eukaryota; Metazoa; Chordata; Mammalia; Eulipotyphla; Soricidae
Product: olfactory receptor 13A1-like
Exons: 2
Coding region: 1-936 (311 amino acids)
Biological process (GO): G protein-coupled receptor signaling pathway
Cellular component (GO): membrane
Molecular function (GO): G protein-coupled receptor activity; olfactory receptor activity
Source: RefSeq, a predicted model, not a curated record
AUGCUUUUUAGCUCCAACCAGUCUCUGGUGAAGGAGUUUGUGCUGCAGGGCUUCUCAGAGCACCCGGAGCUGCGGCUGCCCCUGCUGGGCUGCUUCCUCUCUCUCUACACCCUUGCACUGGUGGGCAACACUGUCAUCAUUGCACUGAUCAGCUGCAGCGCCAGCCUCCGCAGCCCCAUGUACUUUUUCCUCUUCAAUCUAGCUACCAUGGACAUUGUCUGCACCUCGUCCGUGCUGCCCAAGGCCCUGGUGGGUCUGGUCUGGGAAGAAAACACUAUCUCUUUCCCAGGAUGCAUGGCUCAGCUCUUCUUCCUCCUCUGGUCCCUGUCUUCUGAGCUCCUGCUACUCACAGUGAUGGCUUAUGACCGCUAUGUGGCCAUCUGCCACCCACUGCAUUACAGCUCCAUAAUGAGCCCACGGCUGUGUGUGGCCCUGGCCUCCGGUGUGUGGCUCAUCUGCGCGGUCAAUGCCUCGGUGCAUACUGGGCUGAUGGUGCAGCUGAGCUUCUGUGGUCCCAAUCUCAUCACACAUUUCUUCUGUGAGAUUCCCCCGCUCCUGCUGCUCUCCUGUAGCCCCACGCUGGUGAACAGCAUCAUGACUGUCCUGGCUGAUGCCUUCUAUGGAGUCAUAAACUUCCUGCUUACAUUGAUGUCCUAUGGGUUCAUCAUCGCCAGCAUCCUGCGCAUCCGCUCAGCCGAGGGCAAGCGGCGGGCCUUCUCCACUUGCUCUUCCCACCUGCUGGUGGUCUCAGUGUACUAUUCAGCUGUAUUUUGUUCCUACAUUAGCCCAGCCUCCAGCUAUGGCCCUGAGCGAAACAAAGUGUCUGGAGCACUAUACACAGCACUGAGCCCCACCCUGAAUCCUAUAAUCUACUCUUUGAGGAACACUGAGGUCAAGAAUGCCGUGGGGAGACUCAUCCCCCUUCUGAAGCGUUGA